CUUCUCGCCCAGCGUCACUUCACCAUGCGAAUUGGUUUACAGAAGUAAUGUAAAUAUUUGGAACAUCGGCUACUACAUUUAUUCCUACACGUGCUGGACCAGUAUCCCUCCGCCCUGACAGGUUAAUUCCGUGGUAGUGAAUAGCCUAUCCCUCCGCCCUGGCAGGGAAACUGUGGGAGUUUGGAGACAUAUCAGUAGGACAUAACUACUGAGCUCAAAUGAUUAGAACCAUUGAUCGAUCUUUCUAAAUGUUGAAAGCAUUAUCUCGUUGGAAUAAUGGCGGGGAAAAUGACCAAAAAUGGGUUCGGUGUUGUAAUAGUGUCCGUGUUUCGCGCUGUGAUGGCGAUCUUGGUGAUGUUGCCUACACUCCUGAUUCAGUGGCUAACAGGGACCACUUCUGCCCAACUGCCGUCCCGCAAGACAAUGUCGAAGAACGGACAGCCAGCCAAUGAGUAUAGUGGGGCCCCUCUAUCUGAUAAUGAGGUUGAACUACUCAAGGCAAGCUGGGAGAUUUUGGCGGAGGACAAGAAGACCAAUGGUGUGAAGUUCUUUAUGAAAUUGUUUACAAUGUAUCCUGAUACAAAGAAGAUGUUCAAGAGCUUCAAAGAUGUUCCACUGGAGCUCCUCGAUUAUGACGGCACUACAACAAAGAAAAACAAGACGAUGAUAGCGCAUGCGACGAGCGUAAUGUACGCACUUGAGUCCUAUAUAGACAGUCUUGACGAUUUAGAUUGUCUGGAGGAAUUGGUGAAAAAGGUUGCAAUCAGUCAUAAACCACGAGGGAUAGGACCAGCAGAGUUUAAAUUGCUCGAAAAAGUUUUUCUCGCCGUAAUUGAAGAUUUAGUGAAAGAUGAUUCACUUGAUUUAGAGAAGAUUAAGAACGCUUGGAAAGAACUCAUUAGAUUAGUUUGCUCUAUAGUGAAGGAAGCACAAAACGACAACUGAGGUCAUGGUACAACGUUUCCUUGCUCAUACCAUAAUGACGGUUAUCAGGGCUCUUUUCUCCGAAGCAAGUCGUUGUGUGUAAACAUUAUACUUUACAUAUAAUAUUGCAUCUAAUGAACAAUGAACUACAAACUUGAACCUCAUUCCUGAAUCAUCAUUGGACUUAUAAGACUGAGAUGUGGAUAGAAAAGAUUGGAAAGGGUUUCCUUGCUUGAGAAAAAUCAAAAUCUAUAUAUUAAAUAAUGCACACUCGUAUUCAAGACAAUAACUUGGACAUAUUAAAAACCUUCUUGUGAUGUUGUUCUUGUAUGAACUUGACAAAAUAGCGGUUUCUGUGAAGCGGGAGGAGGACCAUUUUCUUGACUAAUGACUUGUACACGGCAAUAUGUGUUGACUUGUAUAAAUCGCGUGUGAUGUUUGACAAUGAACAGUGCAAAAGGUAAUGUUGCACGGGUGAUGAACAUUUCACAAGUCCGCUCCAAAUAACACAUGAGAGAGUAAAUAAAUCAAGCAUGUAUUUAAUGAUGUAUCGUAAAUUCUUUCAGCUUUAAGUCCCCAAAUAUCUUUGUGUUGACAUUUCAGUUUCUAGAUCAUUUGAAAAACAUUUAUUAUAAAUCCAUGUUACCUGAAGGUACUUUUGCCUUCAGUCACCAUCAUUCCCAAAUAUAGUGUUUUCAAAUGAUUUUUUUUAUUUGUUAAUAAAUUAAAGAAAGAUCAUUGAAAUAUUUUAAAAUAAAAUUUCUAAAAUUUUCUUUUAAAUUAUCAUUAAAAUUAAGCAAUAAUAAGAUAACAAAC
This is a messenger RNA of Ylistrum balloti, 1740 nucleotides long. RefSeq names its product globin-like. NCBI's taxonomy places the organism in Eukaryota, Metazoa, Mollusca, Bivalvia, Pectinida, Pectinidae. Gene Ontology annotation, molecular function: heme binding; oxygen binding. The record is from RefSeq and is a predicted model, not a curated record. Gene Ontology annotation, cellular component: hemoglobin complex; extracellular region. The transcript is spliced from 5 exons. Gene Ontology annotation, biological process: oxygen transport. Bases 277 to 945 code for a protein of 222 amino acids.